GAGAGAAGUAUGUCCUGCAGUGGUCAAGAGAAGCAGGAGGAUGAUGGUGAGCAGCAGACGGUGAGAAGAAGAGAGCUGCAGACCCGACAUCGGGUCACACUCACAGGUCUUUUCAAGGCACUGAAGAACAUGGUGUGUCCAUCCAUUCGAUCAACUCAUAACUGUGAGGCUUCUUCUAAUCAGAGAAGUCCUGCCAAGUGGAAAAUCCUAGAUCAUGCCAUGGGAUUUCUUCUGGAGAAAGAGGCUUACCUCAGCAAACUCCUUGCACUGAAAGAAGUUUAUCUCGAUGAUGAUGGAGGACCGAAGAGUUUGGAAGACGUACGAGAACAGUACAGGAGUCUCUAUUCCGAACGCUUCAAUUUGCACAUCAGAAGACACAGCUUUAAAGCUUGUGUACCUGAUGUAGACGAGGGCCAUGAGAGCAGUGAGGUCGACUCAACUGAUGAAGAAACAGAUGAGUUGCCUCAGUCUCAGUCAUCAGGGUCAUCUGUCCCCAACCUCCAGGAGUUUGAGGGAUAUCUUGUUUUCUACAGUGAGACUCUUGAGCUCCUUUUGUCCAGUGGAGUGCUUUCUCCAGAUCAGGCGGGUCUUUCUGUAGUGUCCAAGGCCAUCUCCAGCUUGUGGAGUUCUCUUCCUCCAGAGCGUAGAGUGGAAGCACAGCAACACGCUCUAGACCGGAGAUCUGUCUCAUGGGAAAGCCAAAGUGAGAUCAGAUCCUCACAUCUCACCAUCUUAAAUCUGUCUGCAUCUUAUGUUGUUGAGGAGGAUCUACUACAGGACGCAUAUGAUGUGGUGCAGAGAGAUAUGGAUGCUGCUUCAGCAAACAGGCCUGCAGUGCUGCAGAGCUGUGACUAUGAGAAGCUGAAGCAAAUCUACAAGGACAUCUCGGGCUUCAUCAGGAACAACAUAGCUGAGGAUCAAGAGCUUCCGCAGUUAGAAAGAGCUGAGUUUCAGGACCUGUCUCAAGCAGCGGAGUAUGAAGAUCAUCUCCUGAGGUGUUCAGAAAGCUUCGAUGACGAUUUCUAGCCAGUUCCUCAAGCCUUCAUAGCAUUCCAGUUUAUCUGACAGUGAAUUCUGUUACGGUUUAAAGUGUGGCAUCAUCAGUAUGUUAAAAUGAAAUUGUGUUCAAUCCUGGCCUAUUGUCAUAUAAUUUAAUGAUAACGUUUCAGUAAGCCAUGAGCGUUCCAAAGUUUUCUGACUAUUCAUACGUUUUAAACAAACAGUGUCUGUGCAAAAUGAGGCAAGAUUAGUCAGCUCCUGUUAACUCCAGCAUGUGUACUAGUUUAGUGUCAGCAGUCUGUC
Molecule: messenger RNA, 1302 nt
Organism: Hemibagrus wyckioides
Lineage: Eukaryota; Metazoa; Chordata; Actinopteri; Siluriformes; Bagridae
Product: stimulated by retinoic acid gene 8 protein-like
Exons: 8
Coding region: 10-1026 (338 amino acids)
Biological process (GO): cellular response to retinoic acid; meiotic cell cycle
Source: RefSeq, a predicted model, not a curated record